Molecule: messenger RNA, 1429 nt
Organism: Homo sapiens (human)
Lineage: Eukaryota; Metazoa; Chordata; Mammalia; Primates; Hominidae
Gene: GPR152
Product: G protein-coupled receptor 152
Exons: 1
Coding region: 6-1418 (470 amino acids)
Biological process (GO): G protein-coupled receptor signaling pathway
Cellular component (GO): membrane; plasma membrane
Molecular function (GO): G protein-coupled receptor activity
Source: RefSeq, marked validated
CCCAAAUGGACACUACCAUGGAAGCUGACCUGGGUGCCACUGGCCACAGGCCCCGCACAGAGCUUGAUGAUGAGGACUCCUACCCCCAAGGUGGCUGGGACACGGUCUUCCUGGUGGCCCUGCUGCUCCUUGGGCUGCCAGCCAAUGGGUUGAUGGCGUGGCUGGCCGGCUCCCAGGCCCGGCAUGGAGCUGGCACGCGUCUGGCGCUGCUCCUGCUCAGCCUGGCCCUCUCUGACUUCUUGUUCCUGGCAGCAGCGGCCUUCCAGAUCCUAGAGAUCCGGCAUGGGGGACACUGGCCGCUGGGGACAGCUGCCUGCCGCUUCUACUACUUCCUAUGGGGCGUGUCCUACUCCUCCGGCCUCUUCCUGCUGGCCGCCCUCAGCCUCGACCGCUGCCUGCUGGCGCUGUGCCCACACUGGUACCCUGGGCACCGCCCAGUCCGCCUGCCCCUCUGGGUCUGCGCCGGUGUCUGGGUGCUGGCCACACUCUUCAGCGUGCCCUGGCUGGUCUUCCCCGAGGCUGCCGUCUGGUGGUACGACCUGGUCAUCUGCCUGGACUUCUGGGACAGCGAGGAGCUGUCGCUGAGGAUGCUGGAGGUCCUGGGGGGCUUCCUGCCUUUCCUCCUGCUGCUCGUCUGCCACGUGCUCACCCAGGCCACAGCCUGUCGCACCUGCCACCGCCAACAGCAGCCCGCAGCCUGCCGGGGCUUCGCCCGUGUGGCCAGGACCAUUCUGUCAGCCUAUGUGGUCCUGAGGCUGCCCUACCAGCUGGCCCAGCUGCUCUACCUGGCCUUCCUGUGGGACGUCUACUCUGGCUACCUGCUCUGGGAGGCCCUGGUCUACUCCGACUACCUGAUCCUACUCAACAGCUGCCUCAGCCCCUUCCUCUGCCUCAUGGCCAGUGCCGACCUCCGGACCCUGCUGCGCUCCGUGCUCUCGUCCUUCGCGGCAGCUCUCUGCGAGGAGCGGCCGGGCAGCUUCACGCCCACUGAGCCACAGACCCAGCUAGAUUCUGAGGGUCCAACUCUGCCAGAGCCGAUGGCAGAGGCCCAGUCACAGAUGGAUCCUGUGGCCCAGCCUCAGGUGAACCCCACACUCCAGCCACGAUCGGAUCCCACAGCUCAGCCACAGCUGAACCCUACGGCCCAGCCACAGUCGGAUCCCACAGCCCAGCCACAGCUGAACCUCAUGGCCCAGCCACAGUCAGAUUCUGUGGCCCAGCCACAGGCAGACACUAACGUCCAGACCCCUGCACCUGCUGCCAGUUCUGUGCCCAGUCCCUGUGAUGAAGCUUCCCCAACCCCAUCCUCGCAUCCUACCCCAGGGGCCCUUGAGGACCCAGCCACACCUCCUGCCUCUGAAGGAGAAAGCCCCAGCAGCACCCCGCCAGAGGCGGCCCCGGGCGCAGGCCCCACGUGAGGGUCCAGGAA